Drosophila bipectinata is the source of this 1149-nucleotide messenger RNA. Its product is annotated as transmembrane protein 192. The record is from RefSeq and is a predicted model, not a curated record. Lineage: Eukaryota; Metazoa; Arthropoda; Insecta; Diptera; Drosophilidae. Gene Ontology annotation, cellular component: lysosomal membrane; late endosome.
GGUACGAGUUGGCAGUUCCGCCCAAGCCGACAACAAACAAAACAAAGCAAAAAAGAAAAACAGCUAGCAUUCUGUGAAUUACGCAUUGUUGCGACUCAUAAAUGGAUCACCAAGCAACAGGCGGAGGGGCUGUGCACCCGGGCGUAUCUCCCGUGCACCUACAGGACACCGACCAACUGCUCGAUCCUGUACUGUUCUCAAACGACAAUGGAAGUUUCAAGCUAAAAACAGUGCCUGCAUUUAGCCUGCAUUUGCUGAUCUCCACGACUAUCUCAAUUGUUGGCAUCGUACUGGCAGCCUCGUAUCCGGCAGAGAAACGCUGCGAUGCGUACUUCAUAAUGCUCUACUUACGGGCUACCUUCUGGGUCAUCACAUUUCUCUUCGACCACUUUGUGAAGAAACAGCACGACAAUCUGCGCAUGAAUGGCUAUCACGAUUUCCAUCGCGAAACGAACAUGCAGAAGGGCAUUCCACUGCAACUGGUAUCUCUGUGGAACUCUGCUCUUUUAGCCGUCCAAGCGCUCAUCCAUCAUUAUUAUGGCGAGAACUUCUGGGAACAUUGCGCCGCAGGAUGGCUCUCACCGGUUAGCUAUGUGACUGCAUUUACUGUGGCUGAGAACCUGGUUCUUACAGUUACUCACUCAUGUUAUAUAGACAAAGUGCGUAAAUUUAACAACGCAAAGCUUGUCCCGGAUGUUCUUCGCGGCACAGAUCGUGCCGGCGGUUCUUUGGGUCUCAUGCAACCCGGAGGCGACACCACUGAGCUGCUGGAGAAGCAGGCCGACCUUAUUGCCUACCUGCGUGACCAUACGCACAAGCUCAACCAGAAACUGCAUCAAAUGCAGACCAAUGUCCGACCAGUGCGGGCUCCGCAAAUUCCUUAAAGACCCCUCAUAUAUCCUAUAUAUAAUAUAUCUACGUACUAUCAUAUUUUUACAAUCGGUUCUCUUUUUAUUUUUGAUUUAUUCACAAUUACGACGAAGAAAUAUUCUUCAAAAAUAAUCAAUUCCAUACACAAUUGGUAACUGGACAAAAAAAUGUAAAAUCCAACUGUAAAUACAGAGAACGACAUACUUAAUCAACGAUAAAAGAUUAAGUUGCAAUGUAUAAUAAAAACAAGUGUGUGUAAAAUUGUUAAAUUAAAAUCGA